AUAUAGCAAACAAAGCCAAAAGUCUCCUAUUGGUCGGUUCGUGCUGUAUGCAAAUUAGGCCCUGCUACGUCAGAUCCUGAACUUGAGCGCCAUUUUUUUCCGUUACGGCGAAGAAAGGGACAAAAAGGCCGUGGCGAAAAAAAAAUAGCAAUUGUCUUCGUCUCCGGUGAAGAAGCACCGCCCCAUCCGACGUCGUUUAUUACCGGAGCGGCUGUCGGACACGCCGAAUGCGGCUCGGAUGAGUGUCGUUGGCGGCGGUGAAGCAGUUGUUGUUGCACGGACCGGGGACGGGAAGUGGGGCUCGGAGGACACCGACGCUACUUUGGAGCCAACAUCAGCAGGGUGCGUGAGCAACCAUGUAUCAGCUUCCAGUCGGGAACCUCGAGAAGAUCCGAAAGGCGCGCAAGGCGGUCAAACACGUCUUGAGUGACAUCGGCCUGGAGGACUGCCAGAACCUUCUCAAGGAGCUGGAUGAAAGCCCGGAUCAGGACCCGGAGGAAGCGGAUCCUCUCAAGGGCACCGAGUGGAGCGACUUCAUCGAUGGAUACCAUGGCCGACUACGAAAGAAGUGGCCUUAUCGGACCAGAACCAUGUGCUGCGCCAUGUGCAAGUACUCGUCGCAGAACAUCUUCCACUACCGCAACCACGUGGCGCGCUGCCACGAGUGCUUGCAGACGAUGUGCGCACUGACCACAUGCCAGCGCUGUGUCUUCGUGGCACACCCCCGCGUGGUCAAGAAGCACAUCCUGUUCUUCCACGCUGGUCGAGGCAUGGGCCCGCAGCCCGGGGAGGCGGUCCACCGAGGGAACGAGCGCUAUCAGUGCAGGAAGUGUGGCUUCCCCACACAUUCCAUCUUCGCCAUCAAGAAGCAUAUCAUCCUCAAGCACAUGGAAAGCCUGACGGAUGAGUACAUCGGCUACCGGUACCCCGUGCCGGGCUCCUCUGUCAAGAUGUACUGCUGCAAGAGUUGCAAGGUCAACACGGGCACGCUGGACCAGAUGUUGCACCACAUGCUGGUUGAGCCCAAACACUACACCAUCAACUCACAGGUGCAGAAUAUGAUUUUCGAGAACAAGAACAUUGUCAAAGCGGCGCCCAACGGGAACGGCGUGUUUGUCACGUUGCCGAGCAUCGCGCCCCGGCCGCAGCAAGGCCAGGUGUUGAACAGUAAGUCCUUCGUGGUGCCCAGCAACGGCCAACAUGGCGGCACUGUGGUGGCGCUGCAGCAGCUGCAGGGGGCGCCCAACAGCACCGCCCUCAUCUGUGCCCCCAGUAGCAAUCAAGCCUUCCUGCCGCCGCAGGCGUCGGCGCUAGUGCAGCUAGCGAGCGCUGAGGCUAAAGGUUUGCUGCAGCCCGGUGCCACCAUCGCCCUACGGGGGUCGUCGCUGGUUCAGUUUCCCACCGUGUCCAACGUGUCCCUGAAGCAGGCACCGGUGGCCGUGGCGCCGCCCCAAGCGCAGCCCAUCCUCAUCCCGUCGGGCCUGCAGGCAAACAUGGCGGCCGGGCCCAGCUUGACGGCCGGCCCUGGCUUGGCGCCCAAGCCUGCCGUGGUGGCGCAGAACCCGCCAGCCAACCAGGUAACCCUCCAAGGCACCAUGCUGACGUCGCAGUCGCUGCUCAGUCACCUGAUCCCCACCGGCAACAGGGUAAACGGCAUGCCUACCUACACCUUCGCCCCGCUUCAAGUGGCGGUGCCAGCCUCUCAGAGCCCGGCCGGCCCGCCUAAGCCCGUGGAGCCGGCAGCCAACUCUGCGAACCAAACCAAGAAGUGGAUCACCUGCCCCCUCUGCAACGAACUCUUCCCCUCCAACAUUUUCGACAUGCACAUCGAGGUGGCCCACCAGAGCAAGUCCACCACUUCCAGGUCGGAAAGCCUGGCAGGGCGGGCGGCGUUCCUCAAAAAGAUGCCUGAUAAAACUCUCAAAUGUCUGACGUGCAAAGUUUUGUUGUCAGAAAAGAGCGUCCUUCAGCAUCUGCUGCAUGGCCUCUGCUGUCUCUACUGCGCUGUCACCUUCUUCUCCGUCAAGCAGCUGAUUGAACACGUCAGGCAACACAACCCCACCAGCAAGCUCUACUGCGACUUCCUGAGGCAGAACUACAAGAUCUACACCAAAGGCAACGCCGGGAUCCUCUUCCCGUACUUUGACGUCUCCACCACCGCGCCCAAGGAAGUCCUGGGAGAGUGCGAGGUCAACCUGGCGCUGGUCACCAACUCUCUGGAGCUCAUCUACGUCAAGCUGCAGCCCAGCAACCAGCCUGACAUUUGCCCCGCCCCCGUCAAGGUCAACACCACCUCCUGCCCCUUCUGCGACGAGAAGUUCCAGGAGGAGCCCAAGCACCUGCAGCACCUGAAGCAGAAACACUUGGUGGCGCCCACCAUCCACGCCAUCCUCAAGACCGAGGCCUUCAAGUGUAUCUACUGCAACGGCGUCUACACGGGCAAGGUGACGCAGCAGGCUGUCAUGCUCCACAUUCAGCGCUGCCGCAGUUCACCCAAACCGCCCAAAAUUACAGCGCCGCCACCACCGCCGCUUCCCAAACCGGUUCAGCCACCCCGGCAGCCAUCUGGACUGUACUUCCUCCAAAUGCCACAAGGGGUGAAACAAACGCCAACCAGAGCUCCUGGUCUCACGACCCCGGCGGUGGCAGUGGGAGGAGGGUCGUCUCCCCACCAGAGUGAGGAGGAGAUGCAGUCCACCAGAAGGUUGGAGGCUGCCUUGAAGGAGGUCAUAGAGUUCAACAAGCGGGAGCGGGAGAAGAAGGCAGCCAUGCGCAAGAAGCGAGAGCAGGAGCGCAUGAUGAUGAUUCUGCCGCCGCCUGAGCCUGAGGUCCCAAGCGACCCCAACGUCAAACUGGCACUGGAGCCCACCCCGCUGGACCGCCGCGGCCCUGAUGAGCGGCGAGACUUCAUCACCAAAUACUUCCACGUCAACCCGUACGCCAGCCGCGCCGAGACGGAGGAGCUGUGCCGCCGUCUGGCGCUGACCAAGGCAGAAGUGGUGGCGCUCUUCAGCGCCAAGCGUAGCCGCUGCCUGAAGAACCUCAAGAGGAGCACGGCAGCCGUGCUGAUGGGCUUCAACAUGGCCCGCAUGGCGCAGCUUCAGCACCAGCUCCACGUUCCAGAGCAGCGGCCCGCUGAGCUGCGAGAAGCAGAGCCAGAGGAGGAGACGGAACUGCCGCCGGCCAACGCCACGAAGGAGGCGGUGGCAGGAGCAGGUGAGGACGGGGUGGAGCCGAUGGAUGAAAGCAGGAACAAGAAGAUGACUGAUGAGGUGCCGAUGGAGCAUGACUGAAAAGGACCUUUCAUGGCGGCCUUUGGUGUCGUCUUGCUUGGAGAAACUUAGUGACCUCGUGCUUCUGUUUGCUUCUCCGGAAGCAACCUGAGGCUCCAUCUUGGCUGCUUCCUCACAAUAAAAGCACUGACUUGCUCCUGCUACCUUUUUCUACCAAAUUCUUCUUUUUCAUAUCCACCAUUACUUCCUUGCUAAGUUGAAGACUAACUACGGUCAUUUUUCUACUGAGUUGACGCAUUCAUGUUGGAACUUCCAGUCAUGUGGUUUGCUUUUCUAAAAGGAUGAAAGGAUUUUUUUUACACCAGGGGUGUCCAAAGCGUUCACUGGUCAGGACUGCCAAAAGAAACACUUUUUUUUUUUUUUUUAUUUUCACACAAAAAUAUAUUAAACCCACUACGAUGUAGGUCAACAUAUUAAAUAUAUUUGAAUAAUAGUACAGAUGCACGAUAUCUUUUUUUCCAAACAGAUAACUUUCUGUUUCUCAAGACUGACAUGGUACUGAUAACUUAUUUUAUAUCUACUUUUAAAAUUUAUAUUUAAGUGUAGUUUGUGCACACCAGGAGGUAAGAAGGACUGGAACACAUUAGGAUUUGACCAACUACCUGUUGAUUAGUCCUAAUCCGCGAUCAUGACUAUUACAUCACAUUACUACCACCAGGAGAACUACAGUAUAGAGGGGGAGGGAGCCACCUGCUGUGGCCCAGCAAGGUGCACUGUAUUCGGGCACACGCUCCAAGCGGCCAGUGUGCCGCUACGGAGGUCAGGACAACCGGACUAUAGAGCGGGAGGAGCCACCCUGUGUGGCUCAGUAAGGUGAACUACUCAGUAAGGACUCUGGCAAACCUUUUCAAAUGCUGCAGCGCUGGCGUUUCAGGUGGCUGAUAAGGUUCUUUGUGCCCCCCCACCCCCUCGCCGAGCGUUUGGUAGAACUACCAUGUGAAAUGUCUUCCUCGGAAAGUGAAUGUUUACAAGUGAGCGCAGGGGGCGUUAGGACAGGCCGCUAAUGUCACAGGCAGAAGAGAGUAAAAAAAAAAGGAGCGUCUUGUUCAUUCAAUGUCAACUUUUUCUCUUUUCAGCAGCCGUAAUAUUUGUUUAUAGGAUAUAAUUCUCCCUGGACCGCACUUUGGACACCUCGCUUUAGAACCAUAUGAGCAACGCCUUCCUUUUCUCACCCAGAGUCAAUUCUCUUUUAGAAAGACCACAUGUAUGACCCACACCUAUUAGGACACCUAACAAAUAUGUACUGAUGUGUGUGUGUGUGUGUGUGAAUGUAUGUAUGUAUAUAUAUAUGUAUGUAUAUAUAUAUAUAUAUAUAUAUAUAUAUAUAUAUAUACACAUAUUUUCCUGUUGCUGCUUUUUUUUGUAUCUGUACUUGUUUUUCUACAUUUCCUUAAGUGGGUAAGAAAAUGGUUUCCUAACGUGUUAAUAUAAACACACUUCAUUGUUACAUCCACAAUAAACAGUUAUCUUUUAAAAGUUGUGUACUAACAGCAAUCUGUAUUCUGAACAUACUAUAAAAUGUUCAAAAACUAAAGCGGCGUUUUUAACUUUUAAUGUUCUUUUGAGAAAUCCAGUCUCUCUGCUUAAAAUAAUUUAUUGUGCGUUCUCUAAAAUUGGGAUUCAUAGUAGCUUGGAAUGAUUUAUUUUUUUAAUAUGACUUAAUUUUACUACAACAGCGGUGUCCAAACUUAUUCCACCGGGAUUGGCAUACAUGCCACUUUUGUUCAUCAGGGACGCUAAAAUUUAUUUCAGCUAGGUCAAGAUAUACCAAGCAGUUAAAUAUCUCUACAAAAAUACAAACGUGCAGCACCUGGUUAUUUAAUUCACAGCAUUAUUGAUGAGCAAAUGUAUCGGCCAAUGGAUGGUUGUUACUAUGAAAAAUUAAUUCCCAUCUGUUUUGAUGCUGUCCAAGAUGGAUGGCCCCCUGUAGUUGUUGGCCUCCAGGGCCUCCAGCCUGCUGCGGUAUUCCACAGGGAGUCCGUUCUGCUCAGCACCCCAACACACCACCUGAAAACACAUGCUUCGAAUAAAAAUAAACACUCAUCCACUUGUGGACACACAUACGUGAGACAUCAGGCACGAUACAUACAUGUUUGUACUGUGGAGAGGGAAGACAUGCAUGGAAAUUGUUCAUCUGGUAGGUUCUGCACAUUAUGGGUCCGUGGCUGCUCUCUACUAAAACUUCCAUUGGAGAGUACAUUCCUCCCUCGACUCCUUCCUGCCUGAUAACACACACAAGACUCCUGUGGCAUAGAAGAUCUUUGACUAACAUUUUUUUUGCAGUACUGUAGUUGGUAAAUGAACUACCACUAAACCUGACAGAACGUAGUAUUUCGGACGGCCACUGCGACGCAGCAAUGUGCCCAAACGAGGAAAAUUAGAGGCAGGAGCUAACCACUGAUCUGUAUUAUAUAUCUGGAUAGCUCAUUGGCGAUGACUUGUGAAGCCACACGGCCGCCAUAUUGCUACUCGCAAGAAACACUUCUCGACAAGCUUUUGCAUUCGUGGUUAACUUUUAUUAAUUCGGAUUGGACACACAUUUUGCCUUAAGAUGCCUGCACGUGCAGCUAUUAACUGCACAAAUCGCCAGUUCAAAGGCUGUGGACGAACCUUUUCACCUGUAAGUAUGAUUGAAAUGUAUAUUUAUGAUUGAUAAUUUAAGGGUUUUACACUGUCGAUCUCUCAUAUUUUCGAUCGUGUAAAAUUCCUCUGAUUAAAUGUAUGUCCAGAAUUGAUACGUUUAUAUAGCUCUAUAAUAGCUAAGAGGAAAUAUACGUACUUUUUUGUUAUAUCAUGAUAUAUGUAUUUUUUUAAGAGGUGAAGGUUGUGUUACUUGAAGGAAUGGGAGAAUCUCAGUGUUUCCAUGAUGCUUACCAGGCAUUGUAUACAGUGCAGUUAGCAAGCCAGUUUGCAUACAAUUGACCCGGCAUGACCCUUCAUUUGGAUAAACAACCUUUUUUUUUUUGCUGCUGAAUGACUGACGUAAAAGGAUUCAUUCACAUGAUAUGUUCUGGAAAAUAAUAUUAGUGAACAUGCAUACCGGUAUGUUUGAGAGUGCAAACAACAUAUUGUCUUACUAAAAGCAUAUGGUUUUGUUUCAGUGUUGUUUUUUUUCUGUGUGUGUGUGUUUAUGGUUAUUAUACAUUAUGGUUAUCAC
Messenger RNA from Dunckerocampus dactyliophorus (ringed pipefish), 6450 nucleotides. RefSeq names its product ADNP homeobox 2b (gene adnp2b). The record is from RefSeq and is a predicted model, not a curated record. Gene Ontology annotation, molecular function: DNA binding. Lineage: Eukaryota; Metazoa; Chordata; Actinopteri; Syngnathiformes; Syngnathidae. Gene Ontology annotation, cellular component: nucleus. The coding region runs from base 357 to 3293 and encodes 978 amino acids. Gene Ontology annotation, biological process: regulation of gene expression. The transcript has 4 exons.